This is a messenger RNA of Hypoxylon trugodes, 1731 nucleotides long. RefSeq names its product pyridoxal phosphate-dependent transferase. The coding region runs from base 235 to 1602 and encodes 455 amino acids. The record is from RefSeq and is a predicted model, not a curated record. Lineage: Eukaryota; Fungi; Ascomycota; Sordariomycetes; Xylariales; Hypoxylaceae. Gene Ontology annotation, molecular function: transaminase activity; pyridoxal phosphate binding. The transcript is spliced from 4 exons. Gene Ontology annotation, cellular component: mitochondrion.
ACAAAUAGAUUCGAAAUCGAGAGAAUUGAGACAACCCGGAAACGGCGAAUAAAAUAUAGAGUAUUUUUCCGCGGGGCCGACGAGUUGCCCGCGGGAAAGUUCCCCCAGCUUGCUGCCCACCUUGGCAGCCCAACUACAUAUAAAUAAAAUGGUCCAGGAGGUUCUUACUUGACAUUAGGUCUAUAAAAAAUAAUCCUCGAUACAAGAUUCUUCAGUACACUUAAGUAAGCAGAUAUGACCACCAACGGUUCAACCCAACAACCCGACUCACGCCCCGAGCUCUACCAAAAUGUAGACCAAGACGCCCUUCAGAAGAAAACAUCACAGUACCUGUUCAAUUAUGGAACUGAGUUCAUAAAGGACGUCAUCUGUGGUUCAAAGGGUCUUUACGUGUACACGGCGAAUGGCCAUAAGGUCCUUGAUUGGACUUCGGGCCAGAUGUCUUGUUUGUUGGGGCAUGGUCAUCCUGAGAUUGUGAAGACGAUUGCCGAUCAUGCGGCGAACCUCGAUCAUCUGUUUUCGGGGAUGGUGUCCCCGCCGGUUAUUUCGCUGGGUGAGAGGCUUUGUUCGUUGUUGCCGGAUGGGUUGGAUAAGGCGUUUUUUCUGUCUACGGGGGGUGAAUCUAACGAAGCAGCCGUCAAGCUCGCGAAAGUGUACACCGGCAAGUUUGAGGUCGUAGCUGUUAAUGGAUCAUGGCACGGUGUGACGGCACAGGCUCUCAGUGUUCAGUAUCACUACGGAAGAAAAGGGCAGGGACCGCUUAUGCCGGGUAUGCAUAUGUUACCAGCACCUAACGCAUACCGAUCCAUUUUUCGCAAGCCCGACGGUUCAUAUGACUGGGAAACUGAACUUAAUUACGGCUGGAGUUUGAUCGACCAGGCUUCGUGUGGAUCGUUGGCUGCUGUGAUUGUGGAGUGUAUUCAAUCAUCAGCGGGUAUCCAUGUCCUCCCUGAAGGGUACCUCAAAGCUUUAAAAAGGCAUUGCGAGAGACGAGGCAUGCUUCUCAUUGUUGAUGAAGCUCAAACCGGAGUUGGAAGAUGCGGGGAUUUGAUGGCCAUUAUGCAUGAGGGAGUAGUACCCGAUAUCUUGACUUUAAGCAAAACGCUUGGAAACGGUCUCCCGUUAAGCGCUGUGGUGACGAGUGCUGAGAUCGAGAGGGUUUGUGUUGAAAGGGAUUACUGUUUUUAUACGACCCAUGUCAAUGAUCCUUUGCCUGCGGCGGUGGGUAACAAGGUGCUAGAAAUCGUCGUCCGAGACAAUUUGGUCGAACACUCUAGGGCUAUGGGCAAGAUUUUGCAUGACGGGCUUAAGAAAUUGCAGUCUCGGUAUGGAUGCAUCGGAGAUAUUCGCGGAAGGGGGUUGAUGGCUGGUGUGGAGAUCGUAGCUGAUCGAGAAACGAAAGCGCCGGCGACGGAAUUAGCGAGGUUAAUAGCAGAAAGAGCGUAUGAACUUGGUGUCUGGGCGAAUUUGAGCAGUCAUGGGAGCUUCAGUGGAAUUUUCAGAAUUGCGCCUCCGAUCACAGUCACGGAAGAACAGAUACAUGAGGGUCUUGCGAUUCUGGAACAGGCGUUCGCCUCUACGCCGGGGACCUUGAAGCUAUAAUUAAAUCCAAACACCGUAUUGGAAAGAAUGGAGUCAUCCUGAAGACCUUGAUCUUGUUUAACAUAUACCUGCCUGUCUAAAGUAUUAACGCUAGGUCAUUACUUGACAAUGUCGCGCAUUAUGGGGUAG